AUGAAUGUGUUUAAGUCGCCAACCAGCUUAUUAAGAGAGAUCGAGGCAAUGUUGUCACAGUUUUGGUGGAAUCAUAACAAUUCUGCCAAGAGUAUUCAUUGGAGAAGUUGGGAGAGGUUAGGCAAGAUGAAAGACAAGGGUGGACUUGGAUUUGGUAGUUUAACCAGUUUCAAUAGAGCCUUGCUAGCAAAACAAGUGUGGAGACUUUUGCAAGAUCCUUCCUCACUGGUUUCACAGGUUGUUAAGCAUAAGUAUUUUCAGAAUUGUGAGUUACUAGAGUCUAAGAUCGGAUCUUCUCCUUCUCAUAUAUGGAGAAGAAUUUGGUCUUCCAUAGACUUAGUUAAGGUAGGUUCUGUGUGGAGGGUAGGGAAUGGGGAGAUUAUUAAGAUGUGGCAUGAUAGGUGGCUUCCUAUACCUUCUACCUAUAAAGUGUUAACUCUUGUUCCUGUGUUGGACACAAAUGCUAGAGUGGCAGCUUUAAUAAAUGAAGAGAAGUAUGAGUGGAAUACAGAGUUGACCAAAGAAGUGUUCAGUGCAGAAGAUGCUCAGUUGAUCUGCAGUCUCCUAAUCAGUCAAAGAGGGGCAAAAGACAAUCUAAUUUGGGUGAAGUCUUCAAAAGGAAUGUUUAAUGUAAAGUCUGCAUAUUUUGUGGAUUUAGAGAAUAAAAGACAGAAUCAAGGUCAGUCUUCUAAUGAAUCUGUUGAGUAG
This is a messenger RNA of Juglans regia (Persian walnut), 708 nucleotides long. RefSeq lists its product as uncharacterized. The transcript has a single exon. NCBI's taxonomy places the organism in Eukaryota, Viridiplantae, Streptophyta, Magnoliopsida, Fagales, Juglandaceae. The record is from RefSeq and is a predicted model, not a curated record. Bases 1 to 708 code for a protein of 235 amino acids.